Molecule: messenger RNA, 7651 nt
Organism: Striga asiatica
Lineage: Eukaryota; Viridiplantae; Streptophyta; Magnoliopsida; Lamiales; Orobanchaceae
Source: the annotation of a GenBank genome assembly
GUUUUUUGAAUGCCCCCUCCUAUGCGCCAUAUACACAGCGCAAAACCAAGGCCCCCAGACCCCCCCCACCACCUACAAUUCUCACUCUCAAAUUCGACAUUCGAAAUAAAAUUAGGCUCGCCUGAAGGGACGAAGGAAUCCAGAUAUGGAUUCCACUCCUCCUCGUGCCCGCAUAGAUCAGUUCUUUUCCGUGAGAAAGAAGAGAAAGAUUGGGUCACCUGCUUUAAAAUCAUCUGGGAGACAAGAAAAAGAAGCCAGAAAGCAAAAUGAAGGAUCACCUACUGCGAAAGGUUCUUUGGAAAGCUACCUCGAGGCUUCAAAGGAUGGUAAUUCUCAUGCCAAAUCACUGAACGCAACUUGUGAUCAGAAGACUAGGCAGGUUCCUGUCAAGAGAAAUUUGACUUUGGAAAGCGGGUUACCAUCAAAAGAUGAAAAAGGGAAGCAGCAAAGUUCUGAAGCUUCUGGAGUUCAUCAUAUAUCACAACAUGAACCAUUGUGUGAUAUUCAGAAGGAUUCUUCCAUAGCUGGUUCAGUUGAGCCGGAUUCUGACCUUAAGGAUUUUGCUACUGGCUUCUUAUCAUUAUAUUGCAGCGAGCUAAAGAGCAGUGCAACUUUGCCAUCAGAAACAAAGGAAGUUAUGAAUAAAACAUAUAGUACCUCGUCUGUGCUUCAGCUAGAGGGGAAAGCACCCAAAGGACGGUGUUGUUCGGAUGAUGGAUAUCAGUCAAACAUUCCGAGUGCAUCCAUUUCCUCUCCCAAAGUCAUCCAUUCUAAAAUGGUCGACGAGUCUCUGUAUAUUGAUUCUAAUUGUCUGCAAAAGGUUACGAUGGGCAACAAUCAUACUGAAACACUAGCCGGUUUGAGAAAAUGCAGCUAUGCAUCUAAUCUAUGUGCAGCUGAAUCCAAAACACCUGGUGCUUUCUCUAUUAAACUUGGAGCUCGAGAAACUCCUCAGUCAACAAGGGGAAGCUCCUCGUUUUCUCCUGGGGAUACAUUUUGGAAUGAAGCAAUUCUAGUUGCUGAUGGUUUAUUAGGUGAAAAUGGUGGUUUUGCAUCUCGUAUUGAAAAUCAUAAAGCCAUGAAGGUUGAUUACGAUAGUAACUGUUCAAAUAAUGUAAAUAAGGAAGGUAAAUCCAAUCUGUUUAGCAGUUCUCUGGAUGGUGUUAAUAAUACAGUUUGUGGUGUUGACAAAAAUUUGGAGAAAGAAGUGUCACCAUUACCUGUGAAGCAUUUUGACUUCAGUCUUGAGACAAAAUUUUCUGACAUGGGGACAUCAGCUUAUGUUAAUAAUAUUAAUCCUGUCAUUUUGUCGAGGACUGAUAAUACUCAGAAUUUUAGUUGCAUGGAAAGGUGUCCCAAAGAUCAAAUAGCUGAAGUUCCUUUGAUUGCUCAAGAAACAAUCCAUGGACAUGCAAAUAUAUUAAGAAAUGAGGAUCAUCUUAAUCAAAGUAGCCACCAUCUUACAACUAAUACACCGGACAGAGCUUAUGGUCAGAUUGCUGCAAAUCACAAAUCUAAAAGCAAUGACACUCCUGCAAGUUCUUCAGUCAAAGAUUGUUUGCAACUCACUACUUGGCUUCCUCUUGAAAUAUGCAAAAUAUACAACAAAAAGGGAAUAUCGAAACUGUAUCCUUGGCAGGUUGAAUGCCUUCAGGUGGAAGGUGUCUUGCAUACACGAAAUCUAGUUUACUGUGCAUCUACGAGUGCUGGUAAAAGUUUUGUUGCUGAAAUAUUGAUGCUGAGGAGGAUUUUAGCUACUGGGAAAAUUGCACUUCUUGUACUUCCAUAUGUAUCUAUCUGUGCCGAAAAGGCAGAACACCUCGAAGUUCUGUUAGAACCUGUCGGCAAGCAUGUACGUAGUUUUUAUGGGAAUCAAGGUGGUGGCACUCUUCCCAAAGACACAUCAGUGGCUGUCUGUACCAUUGAAAAAGCAAAUUCUUUGAUAAACAGGCUACUUGAAGAGGGAUGUUUGUCCGAACUUGGAACCAUUGUAAUUGAUGAAUUGCACAUGGUUGGUGAUCAGAGUAGGGGUUAUCUUUUGGAACUCAUGUUGACAAAGCUUCGUUAUGCAGCUGGUGAAGGCAAUGUUGACUCUCCUGGUGGAGAAAGUUCAGGGACGAGUAGUGGGAGAUCUGAUCCUGCUCGUGGUCUCCAAAUUAUUGGCAUGAGUGCAACGCUACCAAAUGUUGCUGCAGUUGCUGACUGGCUUCAAGCAGCUCUUUAUGAGACUAAUUUUCGCCCCGUUCCGUUGGAGGAAUAUAUCAAACUUGGUAGCACAAUUUACAACAAAGAAAUGGAAAUCGUGAGGACAAUCCCUAAAGCAGCUGACCUUGGUGGUAAAGAUCCAGAUCAUAUAGUUGAACUCUGCAAUGAGGUUGUCCAAGAAGGCCACUCUGUUCUGAUAUUCUGUUCCAGUCGGAAAGGGUGUGAAUCGACUGCUAAGCAUAUUGCAAAGUAUCUCAAGAGAUUUUCUGUUAGCCCUCGAAAUGAGAAAGGUGACUCCUUUGAUGUUGUUUUUGCCAUUGAUUCAUUGCGAAGGUCCCCUGCUGGUUUGGACCCUAUACUAGAAGAGACUCUUCCUUCUGGAGUUGCCUACCAUCAUGCUGGGCUCACAGUCGAGGAGCGGGAGACUGUUGAAACAUGUUACCGCAAGGGACUUGUGCGUGUCUUGACUGCUACAUCAACCCUGGCUGCUGGGGUUAAUCUGCCUGCAAGGAGAGUGAUCUUCAGACAACCACGCAUUGGUCGUGAAUUUAUAGACGGGACAAGAUACAAACAGAUGGCUGGACGGGCUGGUAGAACUGGCAUAGACACCAAGGGAGAGAGUGUGAUGAUUUGUAGGCCAGAGGAAGCCAAGAAAAUACUGGCGCUUCUAACUGACAGUUGUCCUCCAUUACAUUCUUGCUUGUCAGAAGAUAGGAAUGGUAUGACCCAUGCAAUACUCGAGGUAGUUGCUGGAGGAAUUGUUCAAACAGCUACUGAUAUUCAUCGAUAUGUGAGAUGUACCCUUCUGAAUUCUACAAAACCCUUUGAAGAUGUUGUGCGGUCAGCUCAAGAUUCGCUGAAAUGGUUAUGUCAUAAUAAGUUCCUAGAAUGGAGUGAAACAACUAAGUUAUAUACCUCUACUCCCCUUGGUCGUGCGUCUUUCGGCAGUUCUCUGUGUCCAGAGGAAUCACUUUCUGUUGGCAAUCGAGUUGGAGUGCAAGAACCCUUUCUGAUGCGGAUGGCCCAUGGUGCCCCUCUGCGAGGUUUGCGCAGAUCAAGGGAUAAUGUCAAAGCCUUUCAGGGGAAACAAGAUCACCGACAUGGUACAUCAACCCAUGGCAUGCUAUCAGAUGAACAAAUGCUUAGAGUUUGUAAACGGUUCUAUGUUGCUCUUAUCUUGUCACGACUUGUGCAGGAAAUACCCGUGGGUGAAGUAUGCGAAGGUUUUAAAGUUGCUAGAGGAAUGGUUCAGGCCUUGCAAGAAAAUGCUGGAAGGUUUGCAUCUAUGGUUUCCGUAUUCUGUGAGAGGAUUGGUUGGCACGAUCUUGAAGUUCUAGUCGCCAAAUUUCAAAACCGUGUUUCUUUUGGAGUUAGAGCAGAGAUUGUAGAACUAACUACCAUUCCUUAUAUUAAGGCUUCACGAGCUAGAGCACUUUAUAAGGCUGGUUUACGAACACCUCAAGCUAUUGCUGAAGCAUCAGUUCCUGAAAUUGUCAAGGCACUUUUUGAAUCUUCUUCAUGGAAUGCACAUGAGGCACAAAGGAAAAUUCAAAUGGGAGUUGCCAAGAAAAUAAAAAACGGCGCUCGGAAAAUUGUGCUUGAAAAAGCUGAAGAGGCAAGAGUUGCUGCAUUCUCGGCUUUCAAAUCUCUUGGGCUAGACACUACUCAGUUCUCUCGUCCAUUAUUACCGGUUGCUACUGGAAAUGGCCUUAAAAAAGAGUCAGCAUCAUCCUCAGGGGAGGAAUCUAUAAGUAGCUAUGGUCUUCUUCCACAGUCUAAGCAUAUGGUGGAUGCACCCAUUUCUGGGGACAGGGCUGAAAAUAUUAGCGUAAUCUCAAACAUUGAGGAAGACAAACCUGUAAAAACUCUUGCACCUAACUUUGUCUCUUCAAUAAAGGUAAAGUCAGCUGAAACUGCAAAGAGCGAGACUCCACGGGAAACACUUGUUUCAGUUGAAGAAUGUCCUAAUACCCUGAAUCACGAACCAAUUCUUACCAACAAUGACAUCAGUCAUGCAAAUGGAUCCACCUCUAUCCCAUUUGCAGGUGUUGCUAAUAUCAGAAGUCAGCCUGAUAAUGAAAAUCGCAGAGGAGACACUUUGGACAAAGGACCUGUCAAUGCUGCUAGUAUUCCUGGUGGAGUUGAUUCUUUCUUGGAUCUUUGGGAGGCAACUACAGAAUUCUUUUUUGAUAUUCAUUUUACUAAAAAAUCUGAUUUGAACUCAAUUGCUCCAUUUGAAAUACAUGGCAUGGCCAUUUGCUGGGAAAACUCUCCUGUGUAUUACUUGAAUAUUCAGAAGGACUUAUUCCGCUACAGCAGCCAUGGAAAUGAUCAAUCUACUGGCAGUAAGGAUGUUCUGCUAGAAAACCACCGACUGGAAAUGGUCAACAAACGAUGGACUAGGAUUGGGAUGAUAGUAGGUAAAAAGGACAGUAAAAAGUUCACUUGGAACUUAAAAGUUCAAAUUCAGGUGCUUAAGAAUCCUGCUGUUGCUGUUAACAAAUUUAGCAGCUUGCAUGGUGAAAUCAAAAGCUUGGGCAUGGAUCUUAUUGAAAAUUCUUAUUUCAUGUUAUCUGCUGUUCAUGUGAGGGCUGCAAUUGAUAUGUGCAUUGUAGCAUGGAUCCUUUCGCCCGAUGAGGAAAGAAGUUCGUAUCCUAAUCUGGAAAAGGAAGUGAAAAGGAGGUUGACUAGUGAUGCUGCUGCAUCGGCCCACCGGAGUGGUAGAUGGAAGGAUCAGACACGAAGAGCUGCCCAUAAUGGUUGCUGCCGCAGAGUUUCACAAACUCGAGCUUUAUUUUCUGUCCUAUGGAAAUUACUUGAAUCUGAAAAACUCGUAGAACCACUCACGACAAUUGAAAUUCUAUUGGUAAAUGUGCUUGCUGAUAUGGAGAUCUGGGGAAUAGGUGUUGACAUGGAAGGAUGCCUUAGAGCGCGGCAUAUCCUAGGAAGAAAACUCAAGUGUCUUCAGAAAGAAGCUUACACAUUAGCUGGCAAGAAAUUUUCACUAUCAAUGCCUGCAGACAUAGCCAAUAUCCUAUUUGAACACUUGAAGCUGCCAAUGCCAGAAGGAACUAGUGGGAAACAACACCCCAGCACAGACAAGCACUGCCUGGAUAUGCUAAGAAAUGAGCACCCUAUCGUCCCAGUAAUUAAGGAGCAUCGGUCACUGGCCAAACUCAUGAAUUCUACUUUGGGAUCAAUAUGUUCUCUAGCCAGACUGUCUAUGAGGACCCAGAAAUAUACUCUGCAUGGUCAUUGGCUCCAGACAUCAACAGCUACUGGUCGGCUUUCCAUGGAAGAGCCUAACCUCCAGUGUGUUGAGCAUUUGGUUGAGUUCAAAACGAAUGAAGAUGAUGAGGAAUUAGGUAAUGGUCACUAUAAGAUCAAUGCACGUGAUUUCUUCAUUCCUACUCAGGAUGAUUGGUUGCUGCUAACCGCAGAUUAUUCUCAGAUAGAGCUGAGACUUAUGGCUCAUUUCUCAAAAGAUAACUCCUUAAUUAAGCUCCUGACCAGUCCCCAGGGUGAUGUUUUUACGAUGAUUGCGGCGAAAUGGAGUGAGAAACAUGAGUCUGAUGUCAGCUCUCAAGAGAGAGAUCAAACAAAGAGACUGGUUUAUGGAAUUUUGUAUGGGAUGGGACCUAACACUCUGGCCGAGCAAUUGGACUGCAGUCCAGAUGAAGCCUCAGAAAGAAUUCAAAAUUUUAAGAAAUCAUUCCCUGGUGUUGCUUCCUGGCUUCAGGAAGCAGUUACAUCAUGUCAUAAGAAAGGUUAUGUGGAGACAUUAAAGGGACGAAAGCGUUUCUUAGCAAAAAUUAAAUUUGGGAACAGUAAGGAGAAAUCGAAAGCUCAGAGACAAGCUGUGAAUUCUAUUUGUCAGGGAUCUGCUGCUGACAUAAUAAAAAUCGCAAUGAUAUGCUUGCACAAUAUGAUUGGUGAGGAUUCUGAAGCAUCUUGUCCUACUUUCAUAGAUAUGGAAAAAAUUCAGAAUCUUAAAUGUCGCUGUCGGAUCCUUCUACAGGUACAUGAUGAACUUGUUCUGGAAUCAGAUCCUUUGGUUGUAAAAGAAGCUGGCUUGUUGCUGCAAACAUGCAUGGAAAGAUGCGUAUCACUUCUUGUUCCUUUGCCUGUCAAAUUAAAAGUUGGAAAAACAUGGGGAUCUUUGGAACCUUUUGACCCUAAUUCUUAAGAUACUAUAAGGAGCCUAAAUUCUACCUAGCCUUUCUGGAAGGACACCUGUGCAUAUGUGUGGCCUACAUUUCACCCUAAAGGAAACCACACAACAUGAUCCUCCGGAAGAAAAUGACAAACCGGCACACUCCCCGGCUUCACCUUGAGCACCCGAAACGCCACAUGCUUAGGGUUCCACGCUGACGUGUCCUGGUGGCACACCGCCACUGCCGCCGCCUUCGACCCGCUGCCAGCUGUCGCCAUCUCCACCUCAUAUGCUGCUGUCUUCCCUGUCUCGUGGCAGUAAAACACCGGGUACGCGUACUCCUGCCUGUGGCAAACCACAAGUCCUCUCUCGUUCGGCAAUUUUUUCACCCCAACAAUGGCGUACUCCAUUUCCCGCCCACUCUCGGCUUCUGUCGAAAUCGCCUUCACGUCUUUCCCGAGCCUUGAGGUGGCGAAAUCAACCAUGGACUCGAGAGAGGUCGCGCAUACUUUCUUCUCUCCCUCUACUCCUUUCUCCUCACAUUCUUCAAUCGUUUUCUUAACGGUUUCGGCUUCUUGCGAAGCGGGGUUUAGUGAGAACAUUUUAAGUAUCUCGGGUAGUUUGUUUGAGGAAAAGGGCAUCGAUUCUGCCACCUGGCGGGACAAAAAUGCGGGCCUGUUUGUAGUUUUUGGGAACUGCAGGUUCAUCUUGCGGCCUGCGUGCAGAUCUUUCUCGAGGAAGAAUAGGGCCACGUUUGGGUUGUCGUGCAGUUGGGUCUCGGUGGCCGCGUAGUUGUAGAUAAAUGGGCUGUAACCGGGCUUGACCCUGACAUAGACUGGCUUGCCCUUGCGGGUUCGGGUGCCGACAGUGACACCGCCCUUGCCGACGCCGACGUUUGUGCGGUGGCCUGGUUUGCCGGUGUGGACCCCAACGCUGCCGUGGCCCACGUUGACGUUGGUGCCACCUGACUUGGGGUGGCCCGUGCUGACGUGGACACCUCCCUUAGUUACGCCCACGCUCGUGCUCUUGUCGUCUAGCCACUCUGGUGUUAAGAGAUCUUUUACAGCUCUGGGCAUUGGAGAGUUUGCGAGCACUGAUUUCCAGUAGUCUUCUGAAGGCAACUCUGCAUGGCUUCCGACUAGUACACAUGCCACUGAAAAGAGUGCCAAAAUGUGCCGAAUCGUGGACUCCAUUUUUUUUUUCUCUCUUGGUUUUACACGAAAAAAAAAAGAGAUGAGAAGCAGCUAAUAUAUAAGUGGAUGUUGAUGCGUGUCCGGAAUGAACACAUCACCU